This is a messenger RNA of Zootoca vivipara (common lizard), 5470 nucleotides long. RefSeq names its product gamma-secretase subunit Aph-1b. Lineage: Eukaryota; Metazoa; Chordata; Lepidosauria; Squamata; Lacertidae. Gene Ontology annotation, biological process: protein processing; positive regulation of catalytic activity. Gene Ontology annotation, cellular component: membrane. The record is from RefSeq and is a predicted model, not a curated record.
CGGAAGCGGCGGGGCGGAGGAGGCCCGGCUGGGCGGCCGAGGGAGCGGAGGGAUCGGAAGCGGGUCUUCCUCGGGGCUCCCUGCGCGGCCGGAGCGCGGCGAUGACUCUGGCCGUCUUCUUCGGCUGCGCCUUCAUCGCCUUCGGGCCGGCGCUGGCGCUCUUCCUGCUGACGGUGGUGGCCGAGCCGCUGCGCAUCAUCAUCCUCAUCGCAGGGGCCUUCUUCUGGCUGGCCUCGCUGCUCUUCUCCUCGCUCGUCUGGUUCAUUGCGGCCAAGGCCAGCGAUCCAUCCAACGAGGCGCUCCAGAGGGGCCUCCUCAUCUUUGGCGUCAUCUUCUCCGUGCUGCUGCAGGAGGCCUUCCGCUUUCUCUACUACAAGCUGCUCAGGAAGGCGAUUGAGGGGCUGUUGGCCCUGAGUGAAGAUGGCUGCUCUCCCAUCUCCAUCCAGCAGAUGGCGUACGUGGCCGGCCUGGGCUUUGGGCUCAUGAGUGGGGCCUUCUCCAUGAUCAACCUGCUGGCGGACGCUCUGGGGCCAGGCACGGUGGGGAUCCACGGGGACUCCCAGCUCUACUUCCUGACGUCAGCCUUCAUGACGCUGGUCCUGGUCCUUCUGCACACCUUCUGGGGGAUCAUCUUCUUCCACGGUUGUGAGACCAAGCAGUGGUGGGAAGUGGGGGCUGUGGUGCUCACCCACCUGAUCGUCUCUGGCCUGACGUUCUGGAACCCGAUCUACCUGGGGAGCCUCCUCCCUGCCUACCUGCUCAUGGCAGGUGCUGCUGUCUGGGCCUUCCUCGUCUCUGGCGGCUCCAAAGAGAACCUGCGCCACUUCCUCCUGUGCCUGCGGAGUGGGACAGCGCCGCCACCCGGAUCCUGAGGCCCCGCUGGGCUCCCCCGCCCUGUCCUUUGGAGCCAUUUGCUGGGGCAAGGAGGACGCAGCUGCUGUGCCUUUGGGAGUGCUUCUGGGCCCGAGUCGGGGGCCGCUGGACUUGCCCCUAGAAGCCCCUCUUGGGGCGAGUUGCCGUAGAAGGUCUGGGCCUGUCCUCCAGCCACAAGGGGCGCUGCAGCAGAGCUCCUGGACCCUGUGAAUCUGCAGCAAGAGCCCCUUCCCUCCAGAGAGUGGUUCCUGGCUCUGGCCAGCUGGCUUUGUUUAAAUAGGGGUGGGCUUUGGGGGUGCUGGGGCGAAUGACAGAUGCCGGCAUAGGGUGUCCGGGGGGGGGGGGCGCUGAGCAUCUGUCUCUCUGGGGUGGGGGUUCAGAGGGAGAGCCAGCUGUGUGGUCUACUUAGAGGAGAGAGGGGAUCAGGGUGGGGGUUACUGGGGAAGGGGGAGUGCCCCACCUGGCCUAUUUCUUUUAUGGGGGGGGCACAUCUCUGCACAUUUGUACUAAUAAAAAGGCUAGAUGAGGCCCACAGUGUGUGCGCACCUGUCUGCGAGCAGCGGUGGGGUUGAUGGUGCUACGUUGAGGGAGGGGGGCUUCAGAGGUGGGGCUGCAUCCUCUGAGAGCUGGGAGAUGGCAGAGAGAAAUAGGGCUGGGUUGGCUGCUGGUUGCUUCAGGGGCCCCUCCUGUUUGGAUUGUGUUGGGGGGGGGCGGCAAUAUCUCCUUUGGUGUCCUUCCAGUUUGAUGAGAAAUGGUUGAGGGGGCUGGUUUUGUUGAGCCUGGAAAAGAGGAGACUGUGAGGAGAUAUGAGAGCCAUCCUCAAAUAUCUCAAGGACUGUCACAUGGAAGAGGGAACAAGCUUGUCUUCUCUUGCUCUGGAGGGUAAGCUUCCAACCAAUGGCUUCAAGUUACAAGAAAGGAGAUUCCAACUAAACCUUAGGAACAACUUUCUGGUGUCAAGAGAUGUUUGGCAGUGGAACGGUCUCCCUCUGGAGCAGUGUUUUCCAACCUUUGGCCUCCAGCUGUUUUGGACUACAAUUCCCAUCAUCCAUGGCCACUGGUCUUGCUAACUAGGGAUGAUGGGAGUUGUAGUCCAAAAGCAGCUCAAGACCCAAGGUUGGGAAACACUGCUCUGGAGGAUGUGGAUUUGCCUUCUUUGGAGGUUUUUCAGCACAGCUUGGAUGGCAGCUGCCAUUGAUGCUUUAGUUGAAAUUCCUUCAUUGCAGAGGGUUGGGCUAGAUGCCUCUCAGGGUCCCUUCCAACUCUACAAUUCUAUUAAAUGAAUAAAUACGUUCGGGUAAUUGGACCCCAAGCCAGGGUUUUCAACACAAGUACUAAUUGGGCCCCAAAAUACCUCCUGUUUUGUUGUAUAUUCUGGGACAGUUUUUCAAUGUGAAGAGCACCCAAAUAGAAAGAGCCAGCUUCUUUGAUAAAUUACACAGGUAAAGCCACAUGAACCACCUCCUCCAACCGUCCCCAAACUUUUUCUUUAUGGAAAAAGUUACUAUAGCUCCAAAUAACUGCCAUGAAGAUUCAUCCUGAGAGCAUUAAGCUUGAGCUCUUUCACUGCCUCUCACUUUGCUUAUCCUGCUUCUGACAUCAUUGUUUGUUUGCGUUUUAUACCCCCUUCAUUGAUACCCUAAGGAUAUACCUACAUUCAACCUCAGCCAAAUCCACAAAAACCCCCCUGGCCAGUAAACCUCUGCAAUUAGCUUCCCAUCAGCCUGACACGCCAACAUGUUGGCCAUAAAGAGAACAGAAAUAAAUAUAAGAAAAGAGGGGCAUUGCUGGUUAAGGGGUCUUCACCUGGUCCAUCUCUGUCCUGCUGAUCGUUGUCCAUUCUUGGGGAUUGAGAAGUCUGGCCUUUAAAUCCAUGCCCAGAAGAGGAUUGUGGCGCCUUCACAUCAAGCCAGUGUGAAGAGAGCAAUCCUGGCAGUACCAGGCUGAGUCCAGUGCCAGGAGGGCCCUUGCCAGCCCCUGCCAGCUGGCGUGAUGGGAGGCCAAUCCUGCUUGGCUGACUCCUUCCUUGUUUCUCCUUCCCAUGUCAAGUGGUGAGGAGGACAAAACAGUAACCUAAGUGAAGCCUGGUUGCUGGAUCAGGCCAAGGGCCAUAGAGUUCUGCAUCCUGUUCUCACGGUGGCCAACCAGAUGCCCAUUAUGGGAACCCUGCAAGCAGAACAGGCAGAAAGCAACCUUUUGCAGGCAAAGCCAAAAAGUCCUGCUUGCAGCUGCCACCACUUUGCAGCCACCACUUUGCCACCACACCAGGAACCCCAGCCAAGAGAGCUUGACAGGUGGCAAGGACACCUCACCUGUCAAUCAGGUGACAGCAUGAGGUCAUGUGAUUCACAGUCGGCCAGCUUCACCCACCUGCCAGCUUUAGUAAAGGCUGGUCUGUGGAGCCAAAAAUGUGCCCUGGCCCUGAUUUACAGAAACGGCCUGUUGGGCCCCUCCCCCCUUCCUGUGGCUCAGCCUCAGGGCCAUGCCAGUAGGCAGCUGCCCCUAGGCUACAGGGACCUCUCUUGCCACAGGCCCUCCCUCCCUCCCCCCUGCUAAAAAGGUGCCCACCACCACUGCCAUUGGGCCUGGCAUUGCAGCAGAGUCCAGAAAGCACUGGGUCUUGUGAGUCCCACACUUUCUCCACAGACAGCGGCUCUCCAAGGUUCAGGCCAGGACUCUUUCCCAACUCUUGAAAUGCUGGGGAUUCACCUGGAGUACUACUACCUGCAAAGCAGGUGCUCUACAGCCCUUCCCAUCUCCCACCUCAGCUGGUUUUUUGGCCAUGGCAAUUCAGUCACCAAACUUGUCUAUGUGCUCUUGGGCUUCUGAUUUCUCUUGAACGACUGACAUGGCAGCGCCACUGGCAAAGUGGUCUUGAUCCAUUCACGCAUUGCAUCCUGACAUUUCCCUCUCCUGUACAAUCCUAGAAUUGUGGAGUUGGAAGGGACCCAAAGAGUCACCUAGUCCAACCCCCCUGCAAUCCGCAGUUUCCAGGAAGGCCUCCUUGCUUGGAUGUGGACAACAUGGUUUAGGUGUGCUAUGCUGCCUAGGGCCUUUUUGCCCAUCUCUGCCUUGUGUCGUGGGGCAUCACCUUCACACCUGGAUCCAGUGCCACACUUCAUUUCCGCUGUGCCUGGCCGAAGGACACCCCACAGCCAAGUGGGCAUCAGAAGCAGCAGGGCUAGAGCCUUUGGGGGCAGAAGCAGGCCACGCUGGCUCUGAGGCCUGCCUUCCCCUCUCCCCAUCCUCAGGGCCCUUUGGGGUCUCCCUGAAGCCCUGCUCUUUCGGAUAGGGUGGGGAGGGGACUCCCUGGGAAGAGGGUGGUCUGUCCCUCACUGGAGGCUGGAUGGCCAUCUAUCAGGGAUGCUUUAGCUUUGAUUCCUUCCAACCCAACACAUCUGUGACUCUUUUAAAAAGUGGGCAGAGAUGGGAGCAUGUGCUUCAAACCUUUUUGUAAUGCAAAAAAGAAGACACAAUAAAGGCCUGUUUCCAUUGUGGGUUCUUGUAAAAAGGGGGUGGGGUGCGAGAAGGUCUCAGUUCACAACAAAUGCUCUGCGUGUGGCCUUUGCGACCCAACAGCUGCCGCAGUGAAGUCCACACCCAGCCAGGCUUCCAUCCCAUCCAUGCAGUCCAGAGUGCUGCUGGUGGGCAAGGAAACCACAGGAAGGGAAUAGAAAUAGGAAACAAAAUAAACCACGCCACAUACAAAGAGGAAGAGGAAGAGACAAAAGGAAAAUGCGGAAAUGCUACGUUUCUCUUCCAUCUCCUCCCUGUAUGUAUUUCUCCUGGUUGUAACAUUGCCAGCAUAACCCGGUAAAAACGUUUUCAGGAUGAAAAAAGAAAGCAGCAGAAUCUUGAGCGCAUGCCUCCUCCUGGUGCCUGUCUCUGCGCUGCUCAUCUCCCAGGCUGGGCAUCCCUUCAUCAGCCAAGAUGCCCACCUGGCACUGCUUUGCAAUGGCUCAGAGCAGCCGGCCCAAGUUGUCUCCCUAGCAAGGUGGGAAUGGAGAGAUGGGCUUCAUCUGGUGCUCAGUCUCAGACUUACUUCCAUUCAGAACCAACCAGAACAAAGACAGUUGUUGACAUAUUCAGGAUGGACAGCAGGAAGGGCUCCUUCUCCAAGGCUAGACAUCGCUCCCACUAGACGCAGUGUCAGCAAGCCACCUGGGAGCCUUGAAAGGCGGACUGGACCAAGGCAGGGAGGAGGAGGAGGAGGAGGAGGCCCUCUGUGGCCACAGGGCAUGCUGGCUGUAGAAGGAGAGGCACCUGGACUCUUGAGAGCAGCCGCAGGGAGGGUCUCCCAUCCCAGGGAAGUCCUGCACAAGGCACUUGGGUAGCCACAGGGGACAACAGGAGGCUGGGCUCAAGAGGCCUUGGGCCUGACCCAGCAGAGCAGAGCCCCCUCCAGUGGGCCAGAUCCAGCCGCUGCUGCCCAGGACUGGGGGUAAAGGGAGAGAGAGCUUGCCACUGCUUCACCCAGGAGCCCUUGGCCCUUGCCGAGGUCCCUGUGCUGGUCUCCGAGGCUCCUUCCUGCACACUUCUGCUCAGUCAAGGGGGCAAGGGCCAGGGCCAAGGCUGUGGGGACACCGUGGGGAUGGGU